AUGAUGGAAAAUAAAGAUCAUUUGCAGUCUGUUAAGGAAGGUGAUGGCUCUGGGAAGGCCCAAGAUGCUUUCUGGCUCCAGUCGCUUAUUACUGAUGCCUUCCACGGUGAAGGAUUUCAGAAAAUACAAGAGUAUCUUCAACAGAAAGAAAGCCACUUCCCUCAAAAAUAUGAUCAUCUCCUAUUACACCGUCUUGACAGAGCAGUAAAUAAGGAACUGGAUAAAAAGGAAUUUCAGUGUGUGUCACUGUUGUUGAAAUGUAUGCAGCGAUUCUUCAAAGACAGCCUCAGAGAAGAUGAGCCCUUGCUGAUUCAGCAGGGACUGAUCUCGAAGAUGACUUCCUGGUUUGAAAGGACGACAGGCUUUCUGAGCACUGAAGCCCUAGCCUCAGGUACAGCGCUGAUGGACCUCAUAGAGGACUUCCUGGACUCCGCACUGAUUAUUUCCAGCAGUAGUACUAAAGGAAAAAUUCAGAUGUUGGAUUCCUUCAUACUUAGCUUAGGAUUCCUGGUGACAGAGAUGACUGUAAAGCACUUGAUUCAACAGGAGGCUCUGAGGACUUUGAACAGCAUUUUGCAUGGAGUACCUCGGGAAGAGAGGAAAAAGCUCGUUUUGGCGGAAGGCGUGUGUCAUCUUAUGAAAGACUUUGCAAGGACAAUCUUGACCGUGGGUGAUUAUGACCAGCAGGUUACUCUUUCUGAGGCACUGUGUAGAAUGACAACGAGAACAUCAAGGGAUGACCUUGUCCACCAGUGGUUUGAUGAUGAUGUCCUUGCUGAAGGCUUCAAAGAAAUUAAGGAUCGAGAAUUUGAGACGGACAGUCGGAGGUUUCUCAAUCACCUAAAUGACAGACUUGGUGACCAAAGAAGGGUCUUUUCAUUUCCAUGUGUUGCUGCUUUCGCUGAUGGGCGUGAGAUGAGAAAACCAGCAGAUGAAAAAUUAGAGAAAUUUUGGAUUGAUUUCAACCUAGGGAGUCAGAGUGUGACUUUUUAUAUAGACAGUGCUGAGAGUGCUCUGUGGGAGCCAGUCAGACUUGUGAAGGAAGCCAUAGUUAACUUCAGCAUUAUAGAAAAUGAGCAAGUGAAGAUACUCAUCAUUUACCUGAAGGAGCCUCUUGUUAUCAGUAAGAAAGAAGCGAUGAAAGUAGAGAUCCAUUUUGACCUGCAAGUCCACAUCUCCCAAGCUUCUGCUCAAGCUUUAGGAGAAGACAAACAGGUGUUGCCUGGUCAGAUGAAAAUCUCCUCGGAAGGCUUUAGUAAGUUUAAGAAAGAAGACAGUGAGAUUCCUAGUAGCCCUGAAAGACAAACAGAGCAGGCAGAAAAAUCCACUGAACUGGCGGAGUCCGUUGGCGCUGGAGAGGACCGCUGUGUGAUUACUCUCCUCUCAGACGCUCAGCCCGCGCCCGCUCAAAAAGAUACAGCUGAUGGUUCAUCUGAAAAAUUGAAAGUGGAUGAUAUGCAACAAGAAGUUACUCCAAAACAUGCACAUUCUUCAGAUAUACAAGAACCAUCAGUUGAAAUUCAGACUCCCAAAUCAGAUGACAAAUUUAGGGAAGAUUCUGCUUUUGAGGAUGAUACAAAGCAAGAAAGAGAGGUACCGGGCAGAAAGAAGAAAAGGACGUCGUUUAAUUACAGGAAGCAUCUCUUUUCUGAGAGGGAGCAUGAUUCAAGUUCCAGUACAAGUGAACAACCCUGGACCAGUGACCAAAAAAGGAAAUCCUUAAAACCAUACUCCGGCAAGAGAAAGCCGAGAGUGAGAAGUAGUAUGAAAAUCUUGCCAUCUUUCCCUCAUAGCAGUGGCAGUGAACGUGAGAAAGACCACGCUAAACUUCUAACACCAGUAUGGAAAGACAAGUCCAGACAAAACAAUGCCACACCUUCAGAAACGUCUGAGAAAAACCUCCAGGGUAGUUCUGCCUUUUUAAGUCCUGAAGAUUCUGUGCAGAAAACUGAACUUGAAAGUCCCCACCCACUGAGUGAUCUCUCUUCCUCAGAGUACGCAGAAGUUCAAGAGAAAGUGUCUCAGAUUAUCAACCAAGAGUCAUUAAUGGAAAGUACAGGUUUCAAACAUAAGCUGGAAAACUUGGAAGACAAAGAUGCACUGGAAGGGAGUCUUGCUAAGCCCAAACAAUCAAGAUUGGAAGAUGGUGAUGUCCCAGCAUCCCCCGGCUUGAGCGCACCGCCAUCUGUGCAGAGGUGGACCAAGCGCCGCUACUUUGAGCAUUUUAAAAUUUUAUUUCCUAUUUUAUUUUUGUUGUUUGACGUUUCUACCCCAUACCUAGACGAUGUGCCAGAGAGCUUAGAUGUUUCUGCUGUUAUCACAGCCUUGGAAAACUUCGCUGGAGAACUGAAAAGAAAAUAUGAGCUUAGGUAUGAAAAGAGUGCAAUUUAUUCAAACAAAGCAAAGAAAGCACCAGACUGUCUACUGAAACUUUUAAACCAGAUACACCUGCAAAGACUGAACAAAUUAGAGGACUUCCACAAGUUUGUUCUUCAAAAGUUGAGCAACCUGGAGAAAGAUAUUCAGGCUCUGAAACACCUGGAGAAGGAAGUGCUGGAAUUUUGGGAAAAACAGUCUGAUGAUCUGAAAUCAUUCUGUGAUCUGCAAGUGCUGAGGCUUAACCCAAUUCAGCCUUCCUAAGGAGAGUCAAAGCUUGGUUUUGCUACUGCAUCCCUCAGUCUGAAUCACGAGAAGAGGACAAUAAGGAUGGAGUUCCCAUUGGCUUGGGCUGCACGAGCCCUACUGUGAGACUGGUGCUCAUUCAGUUCUUUUCACUCACCAAUUUAGAGAAAAUUUCUUUAAACAGUCCCUGGGAACUGCUGAGUUGAAGUCGAAUAGAAUAUGUUGGUAGUUUGUCAUGGUGUUAUUAUCCAUUUUUUUCACAAAAAUUAAAAUAGGUAUUAAAAUUUGGGCAGAUAAGAGGAAGGUCAAGAUGUUCAUCAACUUCAAGUGAUGUUGCUUUUUCUCAUGAUUUUAUACAGUGACAUUGAUUUUUGAGAAAUGUCUUUGAGUUCUGUGGAGCCGGAAACUUUAGCAGCAUCAGCAUAAAUACAAUUUUGUAUAUCUCUUUAAAGGAGAAACUUAAUUUGAAAAUGAUGAAAAUAGCUCAGAUAAAAAUGGUGGCGUAUUUGGAGAAUAAAUGUAUUAGAUUCACUUGAGCUGCAGAUAUUUCAGAGUUUCUGCAGCACUUUAACAAAAUUACCAUCUUUAGCAGAGGAGAAAUAUUCAUCAUGUGAUGAUCACUACGUGCUCUCAUGACCUCUGAGUGCAUGAAACUGCACAUACAGUUGAGUGUUUGAAUUUAUUUUACAAAAAGAAAUCUACAUAAUGUAAUAAGAGCAACUUUGUUGUGAUUGGAUAGGUAAAGAUGAUAGACUGCAGAGUUUAUUCAUUAUGUUUUAUAAUUUAGUAAGUUAUGUUUAGCAUAUUGUAGUUUCAUUUGUCUAAAAAUGUUUACAACCCCAA
This is a messenger RNA of Chinchilla lanigera (long-tailed chinchilla), 3465 nucleotides long. RefSeq names its product synaptonemal complex protein 2-like (gene Sycp2l). The record is from RefSeq and is a predicted model, not a curated record. The transcript is spliced from 32 exons. NCBI's taxonomy places the organism in Eukaryota, Metazoa, Chordata, Mammalia, Rodentia, Chinchillidae. The coding region runs from base 1 to 2640 and encodes 879 amino acids.